Molecule: messenger RNA, 968 nt
Organism: Gastrolobium bilobum
Lineage: Eukaryota; Viridiplantae; Streptophyta; Magnoliopsida; Fabales; Fabaceae
Product: inorganic pyrophosphatase 1-like
Exons: 4
Coding region: 8-826 (272 amino acids)
Molecular function (GO): phosphatase activity
Source: RefSeq, a predicted model, not a curated record
UACCAUAAUGGCUGGAAUUGUGGUAGUUUUCGACUUCGACAAGACCAUCAUCGACUGUGACAGUGACAAUUGGGUUGUUGACGAGUUGGGUUUCAAUGAUUUGUUCAAUGAGCUCCUUCCCACCAUGCCUUGGAACACUCUCAUGGAUAGGAUGAUGAUGGAGCUUCAUUCACAUGGAAAAACAAUUGAGGACAUUGUACAAGUUCUGCAGAGGAUUCCAAUACACCCCAGAAUAAUCUCUGCCAUUAAAGCAGCCAAUGCUUUAGGGUGUGAUUUGAGGAUUGUAAGCGAUGCAAAUACUUUCUUUAUCGAGACAAUUUUGAAGCACUUGGGAAUAAGGGAGUGCUUCUCAGAGAUUAACACUAACCCAGGUUAUGUUAAUGAAGAGGGAAUAUUAAGAGUGUUGCCUUACCAUGACUUCAACAACUCUCCUCACAGUUGCAGUCUGUGCCCUCCAAACAUGUGCAAGGGUCUAAUCAUAGAAAGGAUUCAAAACUCAAUAUCCCGUUUUGCAAACAAGAGGUUCAUCUAUCUUGGGGACGGUGUUGGGGACUACUGUCCAAGCUUGAGGCUUAAAGACAAAGAUUUUGUGAUGCCAAGGAAGAACUUCCCCGUAUGGGAGUUGAUAUGCAAAGAACCAUUGCUUAUUAAAGCUGAAAUCCAUGAGUGGAGUGAAGGAGAAGAAUUGGAACAAGUUUUGCUGCAGCUAAUUAAAAAAAUUUCAAUGGAGGAAAAUACUUGGUUCAUUUCAGCUGAUUACAAGUUGCAGACUCUAUCGGUCUCUACCCAUGAGACUUUGGCUCAUGUUCUUCCAGUACGGCAAUAGUAACCUACCUUGAAGUUUCUUACCUACUUUACUUCCAAAUCAACCUUUUCCUAUAGUUACCAGUUUUAGAAUCGGUCCAAAAUAAAGGGCCAUAAUCCUUAUUAAAUACAAACAUCAGUUUGCUCCAAAGCUUGCCGAUACC